Messenger RNA from Schizophyllum commune H4-8, 978 nucleotides. RefSeq lists its product as uncharacterized. The record is from RefSeq and is a predicted model, not a curated record. The transcript has 6 exons. Lineage: Eukaryota; Fungi; Basidiomycota; Agaricomycetes; Agaricales; Schizophyllaceae. The coding region runs from base 1 to 978 and encodes 325 amino acids.
AUGCCCAAGUUCAACAUCUUCAAAGCGUUCUCGAAGAAGAACAAGGGCGUGAAGGACGUGCCCAACCAUGCUGCAUCAUCCUCCGAUACAAGGUCCAUGGGGACGGCUGCGCCGUCCUCGUACUCCAGAAACAAGAAACUCAAGAAGCAUAAACCCGGUCGUGGCUCUGAGUUCUACACAACUCCACUAUCACCUAUACAGUCCGUCGGUACCGUACCGACAAACGGUGGCAGCCGCUAUGGCGGGGUCAGCUUAAAAGACGAAGGCUUUCUCCCACCGCCAGGAGGCGCACAUUCCUUACGCACCAGCAACGGUCUGCAACGCGGUCCCCCGACUCAAGCAGCGCGCUCGCGGCGGCACGGCACCAGCGAAGCCGGAGGGUCCUUCAUGCCCAGGCGAGGCAGACACGACUCCCCCAUAUCUGAGAAGGAGUACGAGCCAACGAUCUUUGACGCCCCCCUAACCCACCAACAAAGCAUGCGUACGACCGGGACACGCCGUAGUGACGACUCGCCCGACCGUCAUGAAGGCACACAUUACACCGGGACCCACCGUUCAGCUGCCCCCACACGCUACACCGGAGCACAACACGUCCCUACGCACCAAACCGGCACCCACCACACCGGCUCGCACGCCGGCCACCGACGAGCGGCGUCGCAGCAGGUGCCGACAGUAACCCGCACGCACCGCGACCGCGACCGCGAACGGGAGCGCGACCGAGAGCGCGGGAGGCGGCGACACAAAUCCGCCUCCGCUCCCGUCAUCGUCCCCCCGUCGCCCAUGCGCGCUGCCAGAACAAUCCACGAAGGCGUGAACCAGCGCCCGGAAAUAGUCAAGAUACCCCACGCAGGCGAACCGAGCGACUUCUACAUUGUACCAGACGGUGUGGAUGUUGAGUUUAGGGACGCUAUGGGCAACGUCUUGGGAAAGAUGAGAGUGGGCGAGAGCUUGCGAGGGUCGGUGACUUCAGCAGAGUGA